Molecule: messenger RNA, 8076 nt
Organism: Vollenhovia emeryi
Lineage: Eukaryota; Metazoa; Arthropoda; Insecta; Hymenoptera; Formicidae
Product: leucine-rich repeat-containing protein 24
Exons: 2
Coding region: 112-2412 (766 amino acids)
Molecular function (GO): protein binding
Source: RefSeq, a predicted model, not a curated record
CGCGCGCGACGGCGGUGGGUCAGCGAAAAAUGCGAUAGAAACGGAGGGGUACGAGCACGAGGAAGGACGAGGAAGAAAACGGCUGGGUUUCUCGACCGAUGAGAGAGCACCAUGUGCUUGAUCGUACCAGUCUGGCGGCGGAGGGCUGCCCUCCUCGGCACGAUGUUGUUGCUAUUGUCCUGGGGAACGGACGCGGCGGAGGGCUGCCCGAGCAUGUGCGUGUGCAAGUGGAAGGGCGGCAAGGAGUGGGUCGAGUGCGCGAACCGCGACCUCAAAGGGUUACCGCAGGGCGCGCGAGAGGAAACGCAGGUGCUCGACUUAUCUGGCAAUCACCUGGUCAACCUGCAGCCGGAAUGCUUCCGCGUCCUUGGUUUGAUCAACCUUCAGCGGCUCUACUUGGGUAAAUCUCAAAUCAAUGACAUCGCCUCGAAGGCGUUCGACGGACUGGUCGGCCUAGUGGAGCUCGAUCUGUCCGAGAACAAGAUCGAGAAGGUGCCCACGGAUACGUUCGCGUCCUGCUCGAGUUUGAUGAGGCUUAUACUGAACGGGAAUCCGAUCAGGGAGAUUCGUCAAGGCGCAUUUCUCCAUCUGGCGCAUCUGACUACCUUGGAGAUCAGCAAGUGCGCGAUAGAUGUUAUCGAGCAGAACGCCUUCGAGGGCCUGCAGUCGCUGGAGUGGCUCCGGCUGGACGGCAAUCGACUCACCUACGUGCCAGAUCAUACCCUGCCGCUUGGGGGGAGUCUCAGGGGAUUGACUCUUCACAACAAUCCGUGGCAGUGCGACUGUAGACUGAGAACAAUGCAGGCCUGGCUGAAGGAGUCGUCUCCGGCGGCGCCGCAGGAAUCCGAACCAGUCUGCGAGUCCCCGCCGAGGCUGCACGGCAAACAAAUCAAGAGUCUUAAGGUCAACGAACUAGCCUGCCUACCGCACAUCGAGCUUCAAGAUCACUUGGAGAUCUACGAGGGCGGUAACGUCACGUUGAGAUGCGACGUCCACGCGGUUCCCACCGCCAAGGUCACUUGGUGGCUGAACGGAGAGCCGUGCGAGCUGCAGCACGAAAACAACUCCAUGGCCGGCAGUAUUUCCACUUUUCCAAAGUACAUCUACCGACAACGAGGCGGGACCAAUAUGAGCAGCACGCUGUUCCUCUACUCGGUCGAGUCGCUUGACGACGGCACCUACAGCUGUAUCGCGGAGAACAGCGCGGGUUCUACGGUGGCCAAUCUCUCUCUACGCGUGCUCUUCCGCGAGAAACCCACCGUCGAGCCACCUUUCGACAAUCCCGGCUCCGGCUACGUGGCCGCGAUUGUCGCGGGGGCGUUGGUAGGCACUCUUCUGGCACUGGGCUGUUUGGUGGGUAGUGUGAUAUACUGCGCGAAGAAGCGACGCCGCGACCGGAAGCGCAAUUCGAAGGCGUUGGUGACGCAGAGCAAGUCGGUGCUGCCUAUCACGAAGGACACCACCAGCAGCUCCUGCCGCAAAGGUAACGGCAGUCUGAUUGGUGGUCUCGAACAUCAGCAAAUGGUCUCGUAUACCGAACGUGAGAUCAAUCGCGCGACCACUCUGGAUCGCCGGGAACACACCAGGAACAAUCACCUAGACCGGGACGCGUAUUCGGUGACGAGUCCGGUCGCCAAGUACCUGACCGAACCUGAUCUGAUCAACGAGGUGCCCGAGAAUACCGAAGUGGGCUACGGUCAGCUAUACGGGCGGCACCAUCAGCGUGCCGGCGGCAUCGAUCGGCAGGUCCUGGAGUACGACUCGGGCUAUCCGCUGCAGCCCGAUCUGCGGCCGCCGUCAGUUCUGCCACAGAUGAGCUAUCUGGAUCAGGACGGCUACCCGCUCAACUUUGGCCUGCCCAAGAUCACUUUCAGCACCGCCAGCACUCUGCCCAGGCUCCGGCAACGUAUGUCGGAGCCAGGCUCGGCGGCCGCGCCGGCGGCCAGAUACUCGCGCGAGGCGGAAUUCCUCGCGCGAUCACCGGGAUACGAUCCCAUUUUGCCGCGUACCGACGCCAGGUACACCGCCGAGGGCUAUCCCUAUCCGGUGCAUCAGCAUCAACACCAGCAUCAGCAUCAGCAUCAACACCAGCUUCAAUCGCAACAGCAGCAACAACAGUCGCAGCCGCAGGCGGUACAGCCACCGAUUCAGCCGGUCGAGCAACCGAUUCAACAACAGCUGCCUAUCCAGUCGCCAGUCUCGCCGGUCGCUGUUUUCCCGGAUGUGCCCUUUAUACCGUCACCUCCAGCGGCGUAUAGAGGCGAGACCACUCCGCUGUCGCCUCGAUCCCUCCUCGGCAAGACCGCUCGCGAGGCCGCGGCCGCGGCCGCCGCGAGGGCGGAGGAGCUCCAACCGCCGAAUCAUCCGGAAAGUCCUGACGAGGGCUACGUGGGAGACGCCAUGGAUGUCUGAAAGCUCCGAACCGAACGAAAGUUCGGUUAUCGGAGCUAAGAAAUACGGGAAAUGCAUCCUGGAUCUACCGUGAAUAAAAUUAAUGUAUCUUUGCUUUUCGCAAGUUUACUCUCACAAUCAGUUUUCAUUUACUGAACUCAUCGUGGGAAAAAGGAUCGGUCUGAUGGAAUUCUUUGCGGGAAAUGCCGCAAUUAGAAUUUUUCAUGGCGAAAGAGACCGUUUCAAUGAUGUUGCAUACACUUUCUUCAAAAUCCACCAAGUAGCUAACAUUUUCGAAAAGAAUUUCACUUUUGGGCAGUGCUUUAAGAAUUUAUUUAAAUAUCUUUACGUUACUUGGAUCACUUCGGGUAUAGAGAAAUUCAUUUGCCGACUAGAAACGUUCCGUGCAUACAUUUCACAUGCGUUUUCGACGAAAUCACAAGUGAAGAAAAAGAGACUCUCCCCAUUUCUGUUUGCUCAACACGUUGAUCCAGCAGACAGAAAAUCACGACAUUUGUAUUUGCAUACAAAUUUUCGAGUAGCUUCUAUAAUGUCCUCCCAUUAUGCGCGUCAAACGUAAAGACCUAAACGGACAACGAGAUAUCAGCGUUAAGGAGGAAAUCUGUCCUCGUCAUGCUACCAGAUUAAUUCGCGGAGAAUAACAGGGUCCAGGAUGUGAUUGGCGGAACAGGGCCACCCGAGACGGCACGAACAAAGGACUCGUCCUGGCGGCGGAGACGUAAUAGAUUAAUCAGAAGGCAUGUCUCUCGAAUGUCGCUGCGGUGCGCAGUCCUCGUCAGGGGCCGGUGAAGAUAUUCGCUUGGAACGCGGGUUGAUUCUUGCAUUCACGUAUUCGAGGGAAAUCGACUCCGAAAAAUUUACGCGGAUCGCGUUUAAACGCGGAGAGUGCUUUUUCGGACACCAAGAUGGCGCCCGGAUUUAUUUAAACGGCGUGUCGCGCUUGUGAAAUACGACGACGUCUUUUGGACGCGAUCCAAGGAGAAACGUUCGGUCGCGUUGAAAAGGAACCAAGAUGGCGUGACUGAUCCUUAAAGUGAUAGAUAAAUGUUUGGCGGACUCGAUCGAGUGAAACGCGCCUCGUGGACCUCGAAGGCGCGCCUUUCAGCAUCGCGAGCGAGAACGUGACUGGUGCUCAAAGCGGGCUCCUCCGACGGGAUCCGCUACGAAAAUGUGAAAUUAAUUAAAUUUAAUUGUUCAUGUUGAUUCCGCGACUGGGGCGAAAUCCGCGAUAAACCGAUUGCGGGACGAGCGGUGUGGGUGUAAAAUAGGAUGUAAUAAAAGGAGACUGUCCUUUUUAAUCGUAAAUAUUAUUAAUAUAUUUGACAACUUUUUUACAUUAUUUGCCACGUCUCCUGCGGCACAAUUUUCAACAAUUGUCUCGCAGAAUUAUUAUAUAAAGAUAUACACAUAAUUUCUAUCGCCGUUCCUUUCGAUCGUGUUAAGUUUGGCAUCCGGUCGCUUCAAUCGUUGUUAAUGGCUUUUCGAUUAGUCUGAUAUGAUUUAAGCUCUCGGCGGCAGCAUUGUAGCCCACACGGGACGACACGGGGUGCUCAUGACUCGGAAAUCUGCUCAAGCCUUCUUUGCACCUCGUCCCCUCCCCCGACAGGAUUUUGUUUUGUAUACAUGUAGAAUAAGUAUCGUUUAUUUCUCUCGAAGACCCUCUCGAUCCUGGGCGUUUCAAAGCGGAGACGCAACUGUAGCGAUUCUGCUGUAGUGAUAAUAAUGUUAACUUGGUGUUUAAGACUGGCGAGAUUAGGAGCGCCGCGCGGUGGCGCUCGACCUGAUGUACAGAGACCGUUGAUCGUACAGGAUGUUCUGAAAACGGUGUAUACCAGAAUCGGAUCGGAGCGAGGAAUUCCAAAAGCAACUUUCCUUUCGAAGAACGUAAUCUUGGAAGUCUUUUUCGUGCGGAAGUUCGGAGGAUCGCGAUUUUACGGAUCUCGGGGAUUAAAAGAUCCGACACGUAUUGAAUUUUAUUUGUUGAAAUGUUAAAAAUUAUGAUUUACCCAAGUGGAUCUCACUCUAUUGCCUCGUCGUAGUUAGACCAUUUAGUUUGCCGGAGAAAAUUUUGCAAGUCAAUUCCAGCUCCUCGAAAUGGUAUACGUCUCUUCUGGGACGCCCCGUAUAUCUAUAUACAUAUACGUAUACAUAAAUAUAUAAAUAUAUAUAUACACACACACACGACACACAAAUACGGAUAGAUAUAUACAUAUUAUAUGGCGCGUACACUGAAAGAAAUACUAAGCGAUGAAAAAUCGGUGAAAGUAGUUAUUUUUUAAAGGUGUCUUCGAGACUACGAUUCGAGCUGGCUUCGCCCUCUUAAAUAAUCGAUUGAUCUACAGUCGACGCAGACGUAAACGUGAAUUGGCAUUGUUUCUACUGAAAUAAAACUAAGUGUGACAUUUGUACAAGUUUGCCAACUUCAAUCACUCGGAAAACGCUGAUGAGUUGAUGACAAAUUAUCAUAACUGCAAGGUGGCGCCGGACGUGAAGACGGAAGAAUGCGCCCCGAGAAAGCGCCGAGUCCUGGAGGGUCCUUUCAUCGUCAGAAGUACUCGGCGACGAGGAAACUGGUUUCCUUUCCGUCGCCGUAAUCACGACGCGAUUCACGGAUGAACAGUGUUUGCCUUCCAGUCUGGCGACUCGCAAGGAUAUAGAAUCCUGCCUGUGUCCUUUAAGCUUCGCCGUCGGGGUAACUCGAAAUUUGUCUUCGCCUUCGAGUUUCGUAUAUAACAAUAUUUCAUCUUGUUCCGGGGCAAGUAAUUUAUUUACAUUUUGAGAAAUUUCAGGUAAAAUGAAAAUGUUUGAGACGAGAAGUACAGAGGAAUUCUUCAUCGGGAAAUUCAAAAAUGGUUUAUUUUAAUCAGCUAAUGUUUUAAAUCAUACUAAUAUCCGACAAGUAUUUUCACUGAAAUAAUAAAAGAGAUAGUUUAAAUAACAGACGGUUGAAACUAGGAUCAUUGUCUUUGUUUCUUUGACACAUAAGUAUACAAGCGUUAUUACUUUUCGAAGGGAGGGCAAUUACAAAAUUUUCGUGAAUAAUAACCAAGAUACAUAAAAAUUUGAUUGCAUGUUUUCGGGAUCGUUAGCUUUCGAAAUUUGAGUUAUAUUGAGUUGUGAACGUAAUUUUACGCACCGACGAAAUUCUGCCAAAGGAGUUCUGCAUUCUGUGUUCAUUUAAUUAGAACUUUUUAAACGAGCUCGUCAACGAGAAUAACUUCAAUGCGUGCGGUCAAUUUUGUGAAUUUCGAUUAAUUUGCCGUAAAUGGACAAACCAUUAGAUCCUGUUUUUCGAUAAAAAUACAGCAGAAUUGUGGCGUUUAGAACUUUCAUUGAACAUUUAAUUAACGUCUAAAUAAAAAAUUGUUAAAGAUCUCGACGAGAUCGUUUCGAAAAUAAAUUUUUCCCAUGUAUUAAAUCCUUUUUUUUAGUUCUUAAUACAUACCUUUAUUUAUCUCUUAGGAAAUGAAAAUAUACGAAAUAUUGCUUACAACUAGAUACUUAAAUUUCCGUUUUAAGUACCAAAAAGUGUUUCGGAAAUUAAAUAAUUAGAAAAUACAUUCGCAUAAUCACGUUUCAUGCAAUCGCCAUUUCCUUAAAGAACCACCUUAAAAGACUUCCUUAAAAGACCUCGCUUGUGGUUAAAUAAAUAACAUCGUUAAAUCGAGUUAAAUUACGAGAAAGUGCAAUGUACUUUCUUGAGGAGAAUCUUCUAAAAAUAGUGAUUUCACUCUGUACAUUAGAAAGAUUAGAAAUGGACGAUUUUAUGCUUCCUAAAGAGAAUUGAUUUUUUUUUUGAGAUUGCAUUUUUUAUAGAUAAAUUUUUUUCAUAGACCUCUCUAGGUACUUCAUGCAUAUUUAUUCGCAUCGAUUAAAAUCCGGUGAAAGAAAAAUAAAAAUCCAACACAUUUGAAACAAUUCGUUUUUUGUGAAAAAAAUCUAAACUAGAAAGUUUGAUUUUUUUUUUUAGUUUUUACUUCGACGCCGCUUUCAGAGAUUCGUUUUUUCGUAGAUAAAAAUUUAUCAUCGCAAUCUGUCGCUUCCUUCGCUCCGUGUGUAUUUAUUUUCGUCGAAUUGACGAACGAGCGGUUAAACGCGGGAACAAGAAAAACACUAGCAAAGUUUAACGAUCUUGCUCGCAGGCGAUAUUGCAUUCGCUGGUUUGCAGCUCGUCUGAGUUAAAUGCAUUCCUCUUUUUCCAUCGAUCCCUUUUUACUUCUUAUUUAUUCUCUUUCUCCCGCGCGCGCUAAUUAUAACCGCGAGCUUGCUCGGUAACGAUCUCGUCUUUUCUUUUUUUGUGGAAACACGACGGAAAGCUUUUCCGGAUUUUCCUCGAGAAUCCACGGAGACACGAGAUACAUUUUUCGAAAUGUAUUUCAUAGGAGGAAAUUAUACGAACGGAGUUAUCUUUACGUAGAGACAAUUCUCGAUUGUUUCAUUGACUUUCGCGACUUUUAAUAUUUUCGAUGCAGAUGGAGAGCUACGGGAACAAAAUUCCGCUCUGAUAAAUCAGUCGAAUUAAAUUUCGCAAGGAAAUCAUACGCGCGGAAUUUCAUCGCAUAAAGGCUUAGCGUCCCGAGAUCGGUCGUGAAUAUUAAUCGGCUUUCCUCUCACCGACUCUCGCGCAGUGAAACAUUCGCGCCGGGGAAAAUCUCGCGAGGAAGGCAACCCGUCCUAUUAACUUCCCUCGCAUUCACAACGUGCUGCUACGAUGCUUUCCGGUAAAUGUAAUCACACGUCGAUGCAUUAAUCAGCCGCUCGACGAAACUCAUGGUAACUCCAUCCGUCGGAUAUGCAUGUCAGACGGAAGUUAAGGGCAGUGACGGUGGGACGGUCGAAGGUUCCUCAUGGUUAAAUGGGAAAUGUCCCUUUGCAGGGAGUAUUGGAAAUUAUUAUAUAUCUAUUUAUUAAAUUUCGAUAUUUAAAUAUUUCACAUUUAAAUCUCGUUGCUCCCCGGGAACAUUUUCUUCCAGAAGAUCAAACGCUAUUUAUGAUAAAACAAAGACAAUGCGCAAAGAGCCCAGCCUUGAUCUUUUUGCUCAUUCUUUGUGUAGCAUGUCUGGAGGGAAAAAUAUUUUGCAAACGUGGAGUUCGUAAAUUUUCAUAUUGCGGGAUCGAUCAGGAAAGAAUGUAUGCGAUGGAAAGAUAGCGAAAGGUGAGCAAGCGAACGAGUGAGCAAGCGAGAAAGAGAGAGAGAGAGGGGGAGAGGAUAACAUUAAGUAUACACGACAAAAUGAGGGCCAAAGCCACAUUCGAAUCGAUCUCCUGCGAAUCCACCCCAUUCCACCUCCCUCCUCCCACGUAAACCACCCUCCUUUUCUCGACCGUAAAACUCCCGCGAAGAGUUACGACUCUCCGACGCUCGCAGCACAAUCUUGCAUAUAUGGACAGGCGCACAUAUACACUCAUUUACGUACUCACUCACACAUAUACAAAAACACAGAUAUACGCGCGUAUAUACGUACACUAACGUACACACACACGCGCGCGCGUACACAGUUCCAGGUACACAUGAUGUUCCGAACGAUUGAGCAAUACGAUUUGUAUUACCGUGUAUAACGUAAUGUAUUCGAUUCUGCACAUGUCGUAUGUACUUUGGAUGUAGCGAAGGAUUUUUCACGACUGAUAUGAGAUUAAAGGAAUAAAGAUAGCUUUUGUAUUAAA